Podarcis lilfordi (Lilford's wall lizard) is the source of this 4357-nucleotide messenger RNA. The record is from the annotation of a GenBank genome assembly. Lineage: Eukaryota; Metazoa; Chordata; Lepidosauria; Squamata; Lacertidae.
AUGCGGUUGCUACGCAACCUAGAGCUCCUUCGUGACGUCGAGGCGUUCUAGAACCCAUCUCCGCCACAGUCCCAGCGGAAGACGCUGCUAAGGUUGCUUACGCCUCUGAUUAUUUCUGGUCCUCGGCGGCCCCCGUCCGCGCGUUUUUUACGUCAUCCGAUUGCGACAACCUGGAAGCAACGGUUUUUCGGAAACUAGGUGGCGUUGUGUUCGAGGUGAGGACUACCGGAAGGUAACGAGCAGCGUUGUGUCGCCUUAGAAGCCAGGAACGGGUGGCUAGAGGUGAGGGGCUAAAGAGAAUAGGUGCUGGGCGGGUGGCAAUUGACACCCUUGGGCGUGUUUUCUCCUCCUAGGUUCUUAGCUUUUUAUUGUUUUCUCUUCUCAGCGCCAUGAAGCCGCCCUCCAGGCAGCGUUCAGCCCCUGCUCGCUACAGGACGGCCCCCACGAGCCAGGCUUGGACGGACCCAGAAAAGCGACGCCUUCUUCGGGCCUUGAGAGCUCACGGCCAGGGUCCGCUGCGGCCCGAGCUGUUGAAGAAGUACCUGCCUUCGAGGGAUGAAGAAGAGGUGGGUGGCCACGUGGUGGAGGGCAGGAUUCGAACUUGGCCGGGCUGUGAGCUUCCUAACAACCCCACGAGUUGGCGGACUGAUGGCCAGCAUGCAGGGUUUGGAGACGAGGACUCCAUCUCUGGUCAGCCACGAGAGCUAGGUGGCCUCGGCAGAUAAAUCGUAAGGGACGACUUGGGAGGAUGAAUUGGGAGAGACUCCUUUUUUAAUUCUACUACACAUUCAUACUGGCAAAUCCUAGUUAAAGGGGAGUAAUUGCAAACUUUCUGCCUUGAAGAAAUACUCCAUUUUUAUGUCUUCAGAAAGUAGAAUACUGUCUUUCCCAAAACAUUCCAUGUAUGUCCCCUAAGUUGUGCUGCUCUUGCAGAUCAUGGCAUUUGUGGAGCACCUGAAAGAGCGUGUGGCAAAGGAAGCAGUCAAGGAACAAUAUCAGUAUCGCCAGCGUAAACAGAAGGAUGCUCCUAUUCCAGCACCUAUUGAGGUAUGAGAGUUUUAAAAGUGUAGGUAAUGUGAUAUGGCACAACAUAAGCUAAGGGCUAUUCACACAACUGACACUUCCUUUUUUAUUUUUUUUUAGAUAUGGACAGAGUUAGCUGAGAAAUUGACAGGUCCCCUUGAGGAUGCUAUUGCAACUGCUUUUUCCCAGGUAACCUUUUCCAUGAUCUUAAUAAGAUAGAUAUUGUUCUUGGUGUAGUAAUUUAAGAUAUCUGUAUGUCUCCAUCUGACAAAAUGUCUCUGAAAUACAUGGCUCUGUCCUGGUUCUUUUGGUUCUUUUCUAACUUUGCAGACAGAUUUAAUGCUGGGAAAUGUAUUUGGUUUACUAGAGAAUCCCUGACUGCUUGGCAUACAAAGUCCAUACUUGAUUGUGACUUUUUCUCUACUCAUUAGGUUUGGACAAUUGCAUCUACUGAGCCACUCACCUUGCUCCAUUCCGUGCCUCCAAAAUCAGUGGUGAUAAAGAACUCUCAAUGUUCAUCCCAAAAUCUUCAUAGUGAGAGUAGGAAAUCCAACGAAGAAUCUCAUGAACCAACUGUAUCAUCAGAUGUAGAGGAAAUAGCCCCUACAGAAAACAGUAGGUUCCAUGUGGACUUUGAAAAGAUCUACAAGUACCUUUCUGUGAUCUCACGUGGCUGUAAGGCACCUGAACUCCCACCAGGUGGUAAGUUGGUGUUUGUGUUGGACCAAGAUGAAUUUAAAUAACAGGCAGCUACUAGAAGAAAUGUUUCUGCACUGGAAUGUGACUCCAGGUAACCAAGACAUCUACUACAGCAUGCCUACUGUAUUCUUGGUGCCAGGCAAAAACAUUUCUCCUUAUGGAAGCUGCCUUAUUGAGUUUUAUCUGCAAUCAUUCCAUCCCUUCCUUUUUAUUCUGUUGCUUUUUCUGUAUUGUGCCAUUUUUUCAUCUGCUGUGGAGUUCUAUUUCAGCUGAAGGGCUGGACACUAAAUCUUUAAAAUGCUUCCCAUAAAUGGAGCAUCCCCUAGGACUGGAAACACUAUGUGUCCUGCCAAAAACUGUACUCCUUCUGCCAAAACUUCCAACAUAUUUAGUGCUACUAAAAGCAACAACCACCUUGCUGGGCAUAGUUGGGUAACCUUUGAGGUUACUGUUGUGGAUGAUGGGUGGGAUUUGGGGGACUAAGGAAAACAUUUCAGAAGGGAAUUGCUUGUUUCUUCCCACUCCCCAGUGAAAAUAUGAGUGGCCCAUGAGCGUGGAGACAGGGAGAGUUUUCCUAGGUGAGAGGAAGCAGCAACCUGUCAUAUAAUGUAAAACAGAUAAAAGGUUCUCAUCAGAUUUCCAGUCUUUAAAAUAAAAAUUCUUAUAUAGAAAGUUAUCCUUAACCUCUAAGAUGUAAUUUUUAAAAAUCUAAAAUAGCUUAGGUGUUAAUGUGAGAAAAUUUACUACUUCAUUUGUUACACAUGUUGGAGGCAGGGUGAAGUUUCAGAAUCUGUAACUGGGGAGCAGGAGAUAAAAAAAUCCUACCUAUGUUUCUGCCAAAGUGAGUGUAGCCACUCUCCUCAUACAUUUUGCUUGCUUUCUGCAGAGUCAGCUGUGGUCCUAGAUUUGCUACUGUCACUGCCAGAAGAGCUGGGCUUUCUAGACUUCAAGAAGCUGAAGAGUCACAUGCACAAAUGUUACACAGAGUUGAACACCCACUACACAGGUGAAAGAAGCAGAAUGAAAGAGGGCAACCAGCCUGUAAGCAAUAAUGGGGAGCUAUUUCCACAUGUGCAGCCAGCUACUACUGGCUUACCACAACAGGAGGAGAGUAGUAGUUCUCCUACCACUUCCAAAGAUGAUGCAAGUUCUGCCUCUGCCAUGGACUGGAAGACUCUGGGUAUCUGCCCUUUGAAUCCAUUCUUGUUUCCUUUAGCUAUCCUUGCACGUAAGGAAGAAAGCUUUGACUGAGGGAACUGGAUUCUGUGCUGCCCAGUAAUGAACUAUGUCCUCUCAUAAAUGUGAGGGAAGACUAAACAAGCUUGCUGAGCUUUCCUUAGCCAUGAUCCCCCUCAUCGUAGCAUGGGGGUUAAGCUGUCUGACCUGCUCUUUUACACCUUGGCUCAUGAGUAUACUUGUUUUGUAUUAAUAUUAUAUGUACACUGAAGUCUGGUCUUACUACUCCAUGACAGCUGCUAGAUCUUAUUUGGCCAGUUGCUGUGUAGCAGCUCAGAGAUGGCCUUGAGUGUUAAUCUUGACCUUGGUCUACAGAUCAUUGUGGUUAGUAUAAUAAGUGAUGUUGGAUAUCAUUCCUGAGUCACAGAGUAGUCAAAUUAUUUUGUAAUAACUUUUAAAAAAAAAUAUGGACCUGAAAAAUAUUAGUUGCAAAGCUGUAAUAAUCUCAUAUUACUUGCCAAGUGCCUUUUGCCUUCUACCUGUAACAUGCUCACCAGGGGUUACCUUUAAUACAUUUUGAGGAGCUAUAGAAGCCAUGAAGGCUUUAACUGAAAUAAACUAGGCAAAGUUAACUUAUAACAUGCUUAGGAAUGUUACUGUUAAGCAAUGCUUGGUGAUGCAGUAUAUCUUCUUGGAAGAAAUGCCCCCCCCCCCCAUCUACCACUAACACAAUACUGAACUGUUAUAUAGUGGUAGGCACUGAAGAAUGCAAAGAUGAAGUUACUAUGUUAUGACAUAGAAGCAUAAAUGCUACAGCAGUCUGUGUCAAAACCUAAACCCUGCAUGUAGCAUUAGUACUUCUUUUAUUAAGGAGAUAUUAGCAUGGAUAUACUUAGACUCAUAACAGCUCAUAGCAGUAUUUGCCAUAAACUGGUGGAACUGGGGAAAGAAACAUAACAUAACUAGCACCUUAAGUAAUUAUUACUUCAAACAUAGACUCAAUGCACUUCUCAAAAUCUGAAUUUUAACUGAACCAUGUUAACUUGCGAAGGAGUUUUUAGCUCCUAAAUUGGCAACAUGCAUAUAUAGUUUAACAAAUUAUUACAAUUUAGCAUCUUUGCUUUAUUUUAUUUGAAGAGGCCUCCUGUAGAGAAUGUAAGUAACAGGCAGGUCCUAGAAGACUAGUGUGCCAUCUUUGUAAACUCAGACUCUUGGCAUGUCGUACACCCAUUAUGUGCUGCACUGAGAGCAACAAUUUCGUUCACUUUUAUGUCCUUUAAAAAUAAAGUGCAUUCUUUAUUAUUCAGUGUGUCAAACUCUUGCCAUAGGUACAAUACUGUCAAUGCAGAUGUUUGAAUUAAAAGACUUACUGAAGGCAUGAUAGCAGAACAUCUUACUGCCAUUCUAAUAACAAUUUUUGGUAAAAAUAUGACUUUUAGGUUCAUCUCUUGAACUAUGA